Molecule: messenger RNA, 360 nt
Organism: Porites lobata
Lineage: Eukaryota; Metazoa; Cnidaria; Anthozoa; Scleractinia; Poritidae
Source: the annotation of a GenBank genome assembly
AUGGAGCAAUUGUCAUCUAAACCCAAGUUUAAGGUUGGCGAUAAGGUCAGGAUAAGUAAGUACAAAAGAAAGGUGUUUGAUAAAGGCUACACACCUGAUUGGACUGAAGAGAUAUUCCUCAUCGAUAAAAUCCAAUCCACAAAUCCAAUUACCUACCGGUUAAAGGAUCUCAACAACGAGGUGAUACAAGGGAGCUUUUACCAACCUGAAUUACUAAAGGCAAAGCAAUAUGUAUUCCGCAUUGAUAAAGUUAUUCGGAGAGAUUAUAAGAAGAAACAAGCUGUUGUGAAGUUGUUGGGAUAUAGCGACGACUUUAAUUCUUGGAUUCCAUUUAGUGAUUUACAAGAUUUAUCUAACUAA